AUGGCGGAUCCAACGGCUGGUGUAAUCACGCCGCGAGAAGAAGAUCCGAAAUCUCAGAACGGAGACAAUAAGAAAGAGGAUUUGAGUUCGGAUCCAGAGUUGUUCAGUUGUCUGCUUCAGCCUUCGCCUCGCGAUUCCGAUCCCAAUUAUAUCGGAAUCCGCCGUCUCCUCCUGUACCGCAAGGCGGAGGCCGGCGUUCUCCGCCGUAAGGACUGGAGAUGUAAUGGAAGAGGUUAUGUUGCCUACCGAAAUUACAUUAAUAGACCGAAAAAUGGAGACAGUUUACAGACACCAAGCGCCCCGAGUACUCCAGGAAACAGUUUUUCUUCCACGCAAUUCUCACAUCAGGUUAAUUUACUGGUUGAUGCAUCAGUGGACGAUGGGUGUCAACUUCAAGUCCACUAUCACCAUUCUUUGACGCAGACAGCUGGAGAUGUCCGAAGUUUUAGCCAAGCAAUGAGCCAUAGGACAAGUUUCAGUUCUAGCACAAGUGAUAUUGAGUUCCCUCGUAAAAAGGGUGAACCUGCAUAUUCCUUUGUAGGAAUGCACUGCAUUUUCGACCAAUGCAAGGCCAUGGUUACGGUCAUAAAAUUUGGCCAUAUGAGUUCAGAUCUGCUCGCUUAUGGAGCAGCUGAUGGAAGCUUGACUGUCUGCAGCGUCUCCAUGCCACCGUCAAUUUUAAAGCAGUUAACAGGACACACAAAAGAUGUCACAGAUUUUGACUUCUCAGCGAACAAUCAGUAUAUUGCUUCUGCCUCGAUUGAUAAGACAGUACGAGUAUGGGAUAUCUCGAAAGGCAUAUGUAUGAGAGUGAUUUAUGGAGUCUCAUCACAGCUUUGUAUUCGCUUUCAUCCUGUGAAUAACAAUUUUCUUUCCGUUGGCAAUGCUAAUAAAGAGAUAAUGGUGUUCAAUUUCAGCACCGGUCGGACAAUCAAUAAAUCUGUAUUCGACAGUGAGGUGACAGCCAUGGACCAUGACCACACGGGCCACCUUAUCUUCUGUGGCGAUGCUCAGGUGCAAGGCUAUUUGACCCUUCGUUGUGCACUUAAAUUGGCACCACGUUUACACAGCAUUCGUGCCUCUUUCUGCCCUUUGCUUUCCCUUGAGAAAGGAGAAUUUAUAGUUGCUGGGAGUGAGGAUGCAAGUGUCUACUUCUACGACUUAACACGGCCGAGGCAUACAUGUGUGAACAAAUUGCAG
Striga asiatica is the source of this 1200-nucleotide messenger RNA. The record is from the annotation of a GenBank genome assembly. Lineage: Eukaryota; Viridiplantae; Streptophyta; Magnoliopsida; Lamiales; Orobanchaceae.